CUUUUCGCUUUCACCCUCAAGCAGGCCAUCUCCAUCAGCGCUUCAUUCAACUCCCUUCGCUGAUCGACUUUUUGUCUCGUCAAGAUGGUUCUCGCGGUCGACCUCCUCAACCCCGCGCCUCAGGCCGAGGCCCGCAAGCACAAGCUCAAGACCCUUGUGCCUGCUCCCCGUUCCUUCUUCAUGGACGUCAAGUGCCCCGGCUGCUUCACCAUCACCACCGUCUUCUCCCACGCCCAGACCGUCGUCGUCUGCGCUGGUUGCUCGACCGUCCUCUGCCAGCCCACCGGUGGUAAGGCCCGUCUCACUGAGGGCUGCUCUUUCCGCCGCAAGUAAACGUCUCGACGCAACCGUGCCGGAGCGAUGAUGAAAGCAAUGUGGCGUUCUUCAAUGAUGAUGGAUUAUAAUAUCUCGUUUUUCUGAGGAAACAGAUUCAGAUAGAAGAUGGAAUCCUCGCCCCUUGCGAGAAAGCCCUGCGGAACCACACAGACAAGGGAAAUGAAAAAAAUUUUGACCAGGCACAGAACCUCGUUUUUCUUUUUUUUUUUUUUUUUUU
Aspergillus piperis CBS 112811 is the source of this 553-nucleotide messenger RNA. RefSeq names its product 40S ribosomal protein eS27. The transcript is spliced from 4 exons. The record is from RefSeq and is a predicted model, not a curated record. The coding region runs from base 85 to 333 and encodes 82 amino acids. Gene Ontology annotation, cellular component: ribosome; cytosolic small ribosomal subunit. Gene Ontology annotation, biological process: ribosomal small subunit assembly; translation. NCBI's taxonomy places the organism in Eukaryota, Fungi, Ascomycota, Eurotiomycetes, Eurotiales, Aspergillaceae. Gene Ontology annotation, molecular function: RNA binding; structural constituent of ribosome.